UCCUGAAAGGAAUCCGAAAUCGGCGUACAAAUGCCAGCAUGGAGCGUACGGACACAGAGAUGAUGGAGACGGAGAUGGAGGUCGACACCGCCUCCACUGGGCCGCCGGCGCAGAUGUCUUUCACCGGCGAAAGUGACGUCGUCAGGGACUUGCUCACAUUGGCUCGCCAGCUCGUCGGUGAAGGCAAGCCUACUCAGGCCCUCCAAGCGGUUGUUAUGGCAGCGAGGACCAGAGGUGGGGAUGCAGCUGUUGUUCAGUCCUUGCAACGAGCUCGUGAGCUAUACAGAUGUAGGUUGCAAGAAACCACUGCUGUCGAUCAGUUAGCCUCUUUGUUUGCCGAGUGUGCAAUCGCUGAAGCUCAGCCUUCAAAACCCGAAUCAUCCGCAGAUAACAUGAGUGGCCCAUCGGCUGCACCAGAUGCUCAAGGAACUUCUAUACUGGCUGAAACUGGCAGGAUGCAGAUUGUGCUGGAUGCGUUUUCAGAUGGGAGCAGCUUCAUUUGCUUACAGUGUGGAGGUCUUGUUAGCAAUCAUCGGAAAGACGAGCACUAUGCAUAUUGGUGUUGCCAAAUUUGAUGUCAACAUACCUGAGACCAUAUACUUGUGCAAUGCUCCCUCUCAGUCCUUAUGAUUGUGUAACCUGCUUCAACUUCUGUUCGGCUCUGGUGAUUAGUGGUUCCCAGAUUCUCAAACGGUCAUACCCAGCAAGUACAACAUUCAAGUUAGGAUAUUGAGAACUGGUAUUGGCUCGUUUCGGAGUAAAAUUUACAAAAUGUAUUGUGCCGUUAGUCUAGAAUCUUGUCAAUCACAUUUUUCUUGAGAUUUGAACAAUAUUGGGCAGAUUGUUGUUGUAAACGGGUGUGUUUAUUUAGAUGGGUCACAUGAGAAUGGUGAAAUUAGAAGGAAAAGCCCCUUUAUAUUGGUGAUGAAAUUUGAUUUUGAAGUAAUGGAUACUUUUCUUUGCUCAGAUAUCUUGUACAACCCUAUACAGCA
Molecule: messenger RNA, 992 nt
Organism: Argentina anserina (silverweed cinquefoil)
Lineage: Eukaryota; Viridiplantae; Streptophyta; Magnoliopsida; Rosales; Rosaceae
Exons: 2
Coding region: 39-575 (178 amino acids)
Source: RefSeq, a predicted model, not a curated record